GUGAAGGUGAGUUUUAAAUUUUAAACGUUAACUAAAGAAAUAACGUUUAAAAAAUUACAGACCAACAUUGUGAAAUGUGUAAUUUUCCAGGUUAUCAACUGGAAUAAUCUCGAGCAGCGGUUUUUGCGAAAAUUCCGUAAAAAAUGAAUACCUUGGGAUGUGCAUCUAAGAUUAGUCUUAUCACAGAAGUUUUCUAGUGCGGAAGGAUUGUUAACUCACCUGUUUGUGUCCAGUUAGGCCUUGAUAUCUGAAAGUAGGGUUAGCUAUUUUUGCAACAACGAUCGCCGUUCAUGGAUAAGACAGUUAAUUUCUCUGUUUUUAAAGAGAAAAUAAUUAAAACCAAUGAACUACUUGGUGUACUUUUGGAAAAAAAUAAAACUUUAGAUAAGACGCAGCAAUGGACACAACAGUUAAAACUAAAACUCCAGUUAAGCCAGAAUGAAAUUGCUAAGUUGAAACUGAGAAACGAAACGCUAUCAAGUAGUUUAAAAACUACGGAAACUAAUUAUAGCGCCCUUGAAGAAGAGCAUAAUAAAUUAAGGCAACAGUUUAGUAAAUUGGAAUCCGAAUCUAGUAAAACUAUUAACACCUUACAAUUGAAUUAUCAAUUCGCAAACCAAGAACUGAACGAGUGUAAAAUAAAGCUUGCAAGUUUAUCACCUAAUGAUGACGCGAACAAAAAAUCAGGUAGAAAAAAGAAUGUGUCACCAGUUAAAAAGAAAACCAAGGAGAAGGAAUGUGCCACACAAACCGAUGCUGUAUCUUACCAAGUUGAUUGGCAGUCACAAAAGGAAAAACUAAACAAUGAAACCGUUGACCUCAAGCUGGAAAUAUAUGAAUUAAAAAAGAAACUUCACGACCUACAAGCCGCACAAGAGGACCUAACAUUAUUUCAUGAAAUUGAAGAUAAAUUAAAAAAUAAAGAGCAGGAGUUGACAGAAGCAAAAAUUAAAUUUGAUGACAGUAUUAAAAUCAAAGAUGCCGAAAUUAGUCACCUGUUACAAAAAAUUAAAGACAUGGAAAGUGAAAUUGAAAGGUUGAAGGAGGAAAAUUGUUCGAAUCAAGUAGAAAUAUCCCUUUUACAACAAAAUAGUGUUGAUAAAGUAGAUAAGGAAGUACAAGUGGCGGCACAAGAAUGGAGUGAAGUAUUGUCAUGUAAAAAAGGCAGUGAAAAGAGUAAAACUCCAACAGAUGAAGAAGUUUGUGAAAUAAUGCAGCAAAUGACUGUUCCCUCAAGAGUAUCGCCUUUGAGCAACCUGGAAGAGAUCACUGAAAAUUUACCAUCAGAACGUCUAAAUGAAUCACAAGACAGGUCAUCACCGUGUAACCCUAGCUUACUAACAGUUGUAAAUAAAAGGCGACAUAUGUUGAAAAGGAAGAGACUAAUCGCCAAACAGAAAGCAAAAGUAGACCUACUUAGUGCACUGAUAGCUUUAAAGAAAGCAAACAUUAAUUUUGUCAUAAGCAACGAUUCCUUAAUACGUUCUAGUACACAUUCUCCCCCACUUGCGGCUAUAAAACCACAUCCAGUUCGUGCGAAAGUGAAACCACUUAAGAAAAACAACUUCAAAACAGUAACAAAUGAAUUGAAGUGUCCUCUGAUGUGUUGCACAGAUACUUACAUGGUGUUAAAACACAAUGACGAGGAGGAAGCACCACUUUUGGGAUUUGUUGGAGUCAAAAACGAAAAUCCAUUACAUGAUAAGUGGGAUUUUGACGAUUUAUUACCUUUACAAAGCCAAAAAUUAAUAAAUUGCGAAGACCAAAACACCUCUGAACCCGUGCAAGUGGAAACAGUUGAAAAUAAAGAGGCAGAAGAAAACAAUAUUAUUAAAACCAUACCAAGAAACACGCAAGUUCGGAGGAGUAAACGCAGUAGAAGUUCGAUUAUGUCCGCUAUAAAGAAGCAAAAAUCCUCAACAAAUAAACGGUUGAGGAUGUCAGAAGAUAUCUUACCUGAUGAUACGACUAGUGAACAUAAUGAAAAUACCGAUUUAGAGGUACUUUCGAGUGCAAAACAAGUUUCCAAAUCACUGGAAACCAAGUUUGUUAAUCAAAGAUCCGCAACAAAUAAACGCUUGAGGUUGUCAAAAUAUGCGAACUUACCUGAUGAAGAUACGAGGAGUGAAAGUAACGAAGUACUUCCAAGUGGGACACAAGAAGCUGUUUUCAAAAAACCGAUUGCAGAGGCGAAGACACCGAAAACCAAAUUUAAAAGGCCAGUUUGUAGCACUCGGCGCUCGCCUCGGAAAAUCACACAAAUUGAAAAUCAAAAUGAACACAUUGAAGAAAAAGCGGAGGAAAAUGUUAUUUUGGAAAGUCCAAAAUCACCGGUUCAAACCGAUUCUUGUCCGUCAGAUAAUCCAGUAUUAAUUCCUCUAGAAAAAGCCCCCGAAAGUGGUGAAAAGUUGCCGACUAGUAAAAUUGAAGCGCUUUUCAAAAAACUAAUUGUUUACGGCGCGGAAGAAGAAGCCUCGAAUGAAGUUGUGAGGGAGUUUUCGGGUCAAGAACCGGAUUACAUUGCCGAGGCGGUUUUGGAGAGGGUUGCCGUUGAUUAUCAUGACGCUCCCGAUACGAAAUACAACCCGGCGCCUCUUAUGACCGACGUUCAGAGGACAAUGUUGGGUUUUAUGUCAAAACUGGAAAGGACAGGAGUAGUUGGUGUCUUUGACAAUUUCUUGACUUUAGCCGAACAAAGAUUAUUAACUUGUGACAAUUUACAAGAGUUUGCCCCAAUCACGAGGCUCUAUCUUGCGAUUUGUAAGCUUCACAAAAAUUUGUAUAGGAUGCGGAGGUUGUGCUGUGAUGUAUUUUAUUUCUGUGGGGACUUUGCGGUGCCGUUUUUGUUCACCGUUUUGACGUCGUGGACGGAAGUGUUGCCACAUGAAACAAAUUCUUCAGAGAUGCCUUUGGCAAGGGUUCUUGUACAAAUUAUAUACACAAAAGACUGCAACAAGCCGGGAUACAAUUUAUUGCCGUUGAGGGAUUUGUUGAUUAAAUUUUACGGCUAUCCGACUGAAAGGUGGGACGUUGAUGAGUUUUUCAAGGAGCUUUUCUACGCUUAUUUGAGAAACCCGGUCAGGUCCUCAGACUUUGCGUUGCUGUUGUAUUGUAAAAAUCGACCCGAGAAGUGGGUGUAUGAAAAAAUUGAGGAACAUAUGAAGCCGAUUGUUGAGCAAAUCCCCAAAGAAAAUUUUAAGGCCGCUGUGAUUAUUUUAAUCGGUAAUUUAUACAACCGGUUUAGUUCCAAGUCGGAAGUAAAUUAUUUGCCCAAAAUUAGGGAGUGGUUCAGAAGUUUGCUGACAGAAACCACACCAGAUGUUGUGAGGAGAAGUGUAUAUCUUUGCCUAAAUAGGCUCAAGAAAAAAUAAUUUGUAAGAAUUAGGUACAAAUAAUAAAGAGGUAAUUUUUCAUA
Molecule: messenger RNA, 3415 nt
Organism: Tribolium castaneum (red flour beetle)
Lineage: Eukaryota; Metazoa; Arthropoda; Insecta; Coleoptera; Tenebrionidae
Product: early endosome antigen 1
Exons: 9
Coding region: 291-3371 (1026 amino acids)
Source: RefSeq, a predicted model, not a curated record